Molecule: messenger RNA, 2079 nt
Organism: Sardina pilchardus (European sardine)
Lineage: Eukaryota; Metazoa; Chordata; Actinopteri; Clupeiformes; Clupeidae
Gene: arhgap15
Product: Rho GTPase activating protein 15
Exons: 14
Coding region: 114-1553 (479 amino acids)
Biological process (GO): regulation of GTPase activity; signal transduction
Cellular component (GO): cytoplasm
Source: RefSeq, a predicted model, not a curated record
UUGAGUUGAGCAACCCACGUCAUGCAGUCAAACUUCCGCACAGUGGAAGACACAGUCAGUUCUUUUACUCUUUGCCUCUUUGUCAGUUUAUUGAUCUGUUGUCUUCUGGGUACAUGGCAGGCACCAGAAUUACUAAUAUGCAGACCGCGGCCAAACAGCCAGGUUUGGUUCUCCCCCCACACGGAAAUGUGCCAAUGAGGAUCAAAACAACCAAUAGUAGUGGCGAAAGACUGAGCCAGACCAAGUCGAUGGUCAUCCCAGAACCUGAAACGCCUGGAAAACCAAUAUCUCGUCAUCGGCGGAAUCAGUCACAACAUAACAUUGGUGGUCCAGGAGGAGCCGAUCUGUCUGUUCCACUGCAGGGUGUGUAUCUGAACAAAGCCAAGAUCGCCGAGGGGGGCAAGAAACAGAGGAAGAACUGGACUUCUGCAUGGGUUGUCCUUGGCUCUGAUCACCUACUAUUUUACAAAGAAAGCAAACAGGAAACAGUGGUUAAUCUGAAACCUGGAAACCGACCAGAUGAAGUGGACCUCCGUGGCGCCAGUGUGGACUGGACCAAGGAUAAGUCCAGCCGCAAGCAUGUGAUUCAGAUAACUACCUAUGGUGGUGACGAGUACCUCCUUCAGUCUGAUGACUUCCCUACAAUAAGCAGAUGGCGUGAUGCUAUCAAACAGACAGCUGACAGAUCAAGCAGCGGGGCGGGAAGGCCGGUGGGCAAGCCGGGCCUCCACAGGUCCAACAGCACCGAGUACCCCUCCAGGCGAGCUUCAGAGGCCCCCGCAGUCAAAGAACCUAAACCAGAGCACCGGCGAUCCCUCAUGUUCUCAUCCGGAAAGCUGAAGCACAGCGCCUCAGACAGCGCUGACAAGAACGGCGUGAAGAACAGACUGAAGAAGUUCAUCUCGCGGCGGCCCUCCAUGAAGACGCUGCAGGAGAAGGGCCUCAUUAAAGAUCGAGUGUUUGGUUGCCACAUACUGACCCUGUGCAGUCGCGAGGGAACUACAGUGCCAAACUUCAUCAGGCUAUGUGUACAGGAAGUAGAAAGACGGGGUCUGCAAAGUGAUGGCAUAUACAGAGUGAGUGGUAACUUGGCCACAAUCCAGAAGUUAAGAUUCAUGGUUGACCAAGAAGAGGCGCUGAACUUGGGUGACAGCCAGUGGGAAGAUAUCCAUGUCAUCACCGGGGCACUCAAGAUGUUUUUCCGCGAAUUGCCCGAGCCCUUGUUCCCUUUCCGCUUCUUUGAGCAGUUCGUCGAGUCUAUAAAAAUAAAGGAUUCCAAACAGAAGGUCCAGGUUGUGAAGAAACUGGUCCAUCAGCUGCCCAAGCCCAACCACAACACCAUGAAGCUCUUAUUCCGACAUCUGCAAAAAAUUCUCUGUCAUUCCACGAAGAACCUCAUGUCAACACAAGGCAUCAGUAUUGUGUUCGGGCCAACUCUUAUGUGGCCAGAGAAUGACUCAGGAAACAUGGCAGUCAACAUGGCGUACCAAAAUCAGAUUAUUGAGUACAUUCUGAUUGAGAGCCGUGAAAUCUUUGGAACAGAUGAUGUUUAAGAAAUGUACAGGACGGCUAAAUAUGAGUAUAUGAUAUUAUUUUUUCUAAACAAAUGCAUAUGGUAAUACUGGUAUGAACAUUGGCCAGACACCGUAUGAGAAAGGAGGCCACCCAGUGUAUCUCCUGGUAACUGAGGUACUUGUAACUGCCUAGGAGGAUGCAAAGUAGGCAUUGUAUAUAUUUUUUAUGUACAUAUGUGUUUGAAAGAGGAUAUUUUCGGAGAAUAUUUCCACUGGUUUCUGACAUGCAGUAAUUUGCUAUGAUAAAUAUUCAAACAUUUAAUUUUAAUGUCCGCACAAUGUCCGUGAGAUGUAGGAAGGCCUCACUGUUUCAUAGUCUGAUACAGAUUUAUCUGGUACUGAAAUAUAAUUUAAAAAUCUCAUUUAUUUUUUUUUGUUUUUCAUCAUUGUAUCUUCAGAUACAGUAUGUGACUGUGAUUUGCAUCCUUAACAUUUACACUUCUGUAUUGCGCACAUGUAUUUUUAUACUGUAAAAGUACUCCAAUAAAUUCAGGAAUGGACUGUG